UGAAUCUUGUUUUGUAGUUAAAUAUGACAUAGUCAGAAUUCCAAUAUUUCUAGUUUAUACUGGGUGAAAAUUAUUUAUACUACCAAAUUCUCUGAGACUAUGGGAUACCAAAACAAUUUUUUUCUCUAAUGUCAUAUUUUCCUGCAAAGAUUUUUAAACUGGUAGAGAGAGUUUUGUUUGGAUGCGAGUGAAUUAGGCCUAAGUGAAAAAACUCUGGAAGGUUGCAUGGGACACUGGGAACAUUACAAUAUAUUUUCCUAUGAGGCACCAUUCUUUGAGAACAUCAAAUCUUUCUCACAGUAGGCAAGAAGUAACUCACAGAAUUUUUAAUUCUUUAUUGCCAAGAGACAACGGUAUUAACACAACACAAUUACUAAAACUACAGUAGAUGUUCAAAAAUGCCUCCACUGACUUGUAAAUAAAGGGUACACUGGCAUGUCAUGUUCUGUCUAACACUGUCUAAGAUUGCAGUAGUGUCUUUAACUUUUCCUGCUGCUGCUACUAUCGAGGCAAGAAGAUUCUCUUCUGAUUCAACAGGGGUUUUGUAAACAAAGUUGUGCAUCUUUCCCCACACAAAAAAGUCCAGUGGGGUCAAAUCGGGAUCAAGUAUGUCAUGGUACAGCACCACUUCUGCCAAUCCAUUUUUCUGGGACCUGUCAGUUCAAAAACCGAAGCAUAUGAUGACUGAAGUGUGCCGGCGCCCUGUCAUGCUGGAACCUCAUGCACUGUCUUGUAGCGAGUGGCACUUCAUCCAUUAACUCUGGCAGUGCUCUGAUGAGGAAAUUGUAAAGAUAAGCAAUGGAAAUAGAUUUUGACUGUGAAGAUUUCCCAUUUGUUAUGAUGGGAGAUGAUGCUUUUGCUCUUUCAGAGUACAUGAUGAAACCAUACACAGGAUGGCAAGAGAAAGAUAGCCAGGGAAGAAUGUUUAAUUACCAAAUAUUUCAUGCUAGAAGAUGUGUGGAGAAAUGUUUUGGAAUAGUAUAAGCAGUUUUUCGGUGUCUUAUAACAACUAUGCACUUAAGUCCUGAAAAAACAAUGUUAGUGACUUCUGCAACUGUGUCUUUGCACAGUUUUCUUAGAAGAACUAAAAAAGUGCCACAGUUUACUCACCAUCUGGCAGUUUUGAUGUCAAAGAUCCAGAAACAGGCAGGGUUUCAGAUGGCAGUUGAAGAUGUCUCUGCAAAAUAAAUGUCUUCAGAGAAAGGGAGGCAAUGCACUAAGAACUUCAAAAAAUAUAAGGGAUGAAUUUUGCAAUCUACUUUGUAUGGUAUUUGGAAUAUCAACAUCACAAAAUGCAACACGUGACAGUAACAGACGAGUCAACAAAUGAACCUGGCAUCAUCAUUCCUGAAAUGGGAAUGCUGUUGCAGGCCAGCAUGCUGGCAGGCUUCACUGGCAGUGAGGCGAUUGUACAGCGCGCCAACAACAAUCUGAUCGAGCUAGGCAAGCGGCUGCUGACGAGUGCCGAGCUCGGUGACACAGACGAGGUGCGGCUGCUCAUGAGCCGUGGCGCGCCCUUCGCCACCGAUUGGCUGGGGACAAGCCCACUACACGCAGCAGCAGCCAAUGGCCACCUGGAGACAUGCGAAUUGCUGUUGCGAGCAGGAAUAUCACGGGAUGCGCGGACCAAGGUCGACCGAACCCCUCUGCACGUAGCAGCCCAGGAGGGCCACACAGACAUUGUUGAACUGCUCCUGGACACGGGUGCUGACGUUGAUGCCAAAGACAUGCUGAAAAUGACACCUCUGCACUGGGCAGUGGAGAGGGAGCAUGUAGAGUGUGUUCGACUGUUGCUGCAGCACGGAGCCAACCCCCACUACGUCAGCAAGUUCGACAAGACAGCGUUCACGAUGGCACUCGAGGCCAACCGGCACGACAUUCUUGAGAUGCUCGAGACAUCCAUCACGGCGGCGGCGACUGCUUCUGCCACUCUCGAGGCAACAGAAAGCCUCGCACUGGUCCUUGGGCAGGUGCCGGUCCCAGCUCACCAGGAGGAAGUGCAGACAUCCUCACAGACAUCCUCACAGACAUCUUCGCAGACAUCCUCACAGACAUCCUCGCAGAAAGUUCAUCCAGAGGAACCGAACCCUCCAAAGGUAUAUCUACAGGAGUCUGUGAAAGCAUCUGAGCGCGUUACGACGGAAGACAAACUGCCGGAAGUAAAAGUGGAGGAGACAGUGAUAGACACCAACAGCCAGAACACACUGCGCUUGCUGCAGGCCCACGGCAUACACAUGCUGCCCACGGAGGAGCAGACGCUGGUGGCCUCCGCUAUCCAGAGUGGCCAGACGGUCGUGCUUACGGAGGCGGGUAAGCUGGCGCUGAAUUUGACGGGGACAGUGCAGGCAGACGGCACAGCCGGUACUGCGAGCAUCCCGCAGGGCAGGAAGAAAGUGAUAACUAUCCGGGCGACACCCACAUCGCCACUGCAGCAGAAACUGUACAGGAGCAAUGUGGAGAAGCGCGCCCUGCCCGAACAGCCACAACAGCCCCGUGCCUCCGUCGCCUUGCUGCCCCGGCGUGGCCGACCGCCGACUUCGACCGUAGCUGCCGUCAGCUACGCUCCCAACAUCCUCAAGCGCACGGCGGCCCCCGUCGUGGUUUCGUCCGUCGCGUCGAGUGUCGGGGUUGCCGUCGUCUCGCCUACCGUGGUCACGGCUUCAAGUUCGAGUUCGAAUCCCCCUGCGGCGAAGGUUUUGGUCAGGUCACCACCUGUGACAAAGGUCGUGGUCAACGGAAGUAGCAGUGAGGCACAGUUGACGGACCUCGCCACAAUCACACGGCAGCUGGAGGAGGCACGCCGGGAGGCAGAGGCGUACAAACUGCUGCUGAGCAAGAAGGAGCGCGAGGCGGAGCUCUACCGCCAGCAGCUGCAGUCGAUAGCACAGCAGUCUCAGUGACCACAGGCACGGACGUGGCCCGAUGCCCGCUGACGUCCGCCAUUCCCUAAAACGUACGUGGGUCGACCUCGGCCCGCCACCUCCUCUUAUGGGCAGGAUCGCGUGUCAUCUCCGGCUGGCGCUGACAGGGACCUCGCCACUGCGGACCCUACGAGUGGAGUGCCAGUUUCCGAAGUGAGGUCACUUUCAAGUGGCACAGCAGCAAUUGACUUGUCUUGCCCGAAAGACUGACACUGUCAGUUGCCCCCUCCCCCAGAUCUUCCCAACACAUUUAUGUGCGUGUGUGAAGGAGAGAGAGAGAUUGAUCUUGUGUGACUCGCGUAAAACAAGAUGAAUGCAAAAUACACAUAGAAGAUAACUGUGGAAAUUAAGUGAUUUACCUCAUUGGUGGCAGGUUAUUUGUGUUACUGUGUUGAUAGACUAAUGAAAGAACUAAUGUACAUGUUCAACAGUCAGAAUCUCCGAACUUGUGUCAAGCCGUUGGUGCAGUGGAAAGCAUCCGACAAUAGUAGUUCCUACUUGAUUUUUAUCAGUAUACUGUGUUGUGCAUUUAAUACAGAAAAAGAGGCUUAACAAAAUGGUGUGUUGGGUGAACUUUGAUACCUCUUUUUUCUAUUAGUUAAAUUGUUAAAAGGACUUUUUCUUCAAAUGAUGUUACUUCUUAUCCUUCAUUUUCUUGUUGUUUCCAGAUUUUUUUUCUGCAGGCUAUUUCAUUGAUAUUGGCAGCAAUUUCAUUGAUAUUGGCAGCAGAACUGGAAAUGCCAAACUUAAAUUUCUUAUUCCCCCUCCCAAAGCUGUUUCUCGGCAACUGAAUAAAAAGCAUUUAUUUACAGGUGAUAAUGGAAACUGUUUGAAAUUUUGGAUAAUUUAUUUUAACCAUUUAUCUAGAACAUUUGCAGCAGUCUGGGGACCAAUGUUGUACUUAUUUAUACAUUUUUGUGGCUGCUAUUAACCCUUUCCACUCUUUCUUUAGACAUGGCGCUUUGUAUUUGACAAGAACAGCAGAUUCAGUCUUCCCUUCCUGCAAUCCUCCAGCAGUUGAACAUUGGGUGGUUUGUGUAUGUUGAUGCUGUUAGUGCCCCCUGUAAUAGCAAUUUCCAAGUUUUCAGUGGGAUGAAUAUUUUUGUUAUGGGCUAAGUUCAUAUUUAGUGUACAGCAUGAGAGCCACAAUCUAUACUUCUAGUCACUUUUUUCUGGAUGUCUAUAUUUGAUACCUAAAAAUACUGCACUAUUUGUGUUAGUAAAAAAGUGCAUGAUUAAGUUGUUCUGAAGAAUUUCAUUUUUUUACGCUGAAUUAUAGUGCAAAUCAAAUGUGUAUUUUAACUAUUAAUGUUGAAGCAUUUAACUGAUGUAUAACUCAUCAAAAUUACAAUUUUAUUUUUUGAUAAUGUUGUAUUGUAGCUAACAGUUUAAAUAAUACAAAUGUUUAAUUUUGCUUUGUAUUGUUUCUUAGUCUCCUUCUUCUUGCACUGUUUUUUGGCAGUGUCGUGGUCUGUUACUUUGCAAAUGAAACAGAUUUGAAUAAAGUUUAUGCACUUGAUUACAGCAGCUAGAGAUAAAAUAAAAUUUCACUGCUCCAUAUUCUAUUGGAAGGUUUGUUAUGGCUCACAAAGUGGAGAGUACACAUUGAGAUGACGAUGCCAUUUGUUAAACGAACUUAUGUUGUGACACAGCAACAACACUUUAUAUUGAACCUUCUCUGUUGAUCUGACCUGGUGAAUUAUAAACCAAUUAUACGUAAUAAUGAAUGAAUCGCCAGAUUUCUGUGCAGAUAAGAAUGUUUCUUCUGCUGUGGUCUCAACACCUGAAUUAGAGCUGUUAGCAUAAAAAGGCUAAGUAUGAAAAAGAAUUUUCUGUUUUAGCAAGUGCCAACCUGUCUUCCUGAAACAUCAGAUAAAAUGUUAACAUCCAGUAUGUGUGAAGAAUAAAUCACUGGAACAGAUAAAAACAGAUCUUUCACUGUAGACAAGUGAAAUUGUAAAUGUGGGGUGUUCUUUGUAUUAGGAAUUGAUGUUUCUUAAAUAAAUGAAAUGGAAAUUUGAAAGUAA
Messenger RNA from Schistocerca piceifrons (Central American locust), 4948 nucleotides. Its product is annotated as GA-binding protein subunit beta-1-like. Bases 1242 to 2900 code for a protein of 552 amino acids. Gene Ontology annotation, cellular component: nucleus. Gene Ontology annotation, molecular function: protein binding; transcription cis-regulatory region binding. Gene Ontology annotation, biological process: positive regulation of transcription by RNA polymerase II. NCBI's taxonomy places the organism in Eukaryota, Metazoa, Arthropoda, Insecta, Orthoptera, Acrididae. The record is from RefSeq and is a predicted model, not a curated record. The transcript has 11 exons.